AUGUAUACUGAUUUAACACUAAUCAAUAUUCUCUUCUUCUUGGGUUUCAUUAUGCCAUAUGCAAUUAUUGUAAUUAUGGUAUGGACAUUCAAAAACAAUUCAAAGCGUCAAAAUGUUGCUACAAAAAACCUUGAAAAAAAUAUUUUAGAACUCAAGAAUGAAAUAUAUAAAAUAAAUGCUGAAUCAGAAUGGAAAAACGAAAUACAAAGUCAAGCUUCUAUUAGAAGUCAUAGAUCAGAAUAUUCCAAUGAAAUCGAAACAAUUUGGAAUGAAUUUAUCUACCUCUUUGAUGAAAGAAGAAAAAAAAAUGGAUAUUCUCAUACUAAAAUGUAUGAUGCAUUAUCCAAAGAAAUUAAGCUCAGUACUGGAACGUUAUCUGGAUUCUAUCGUCACCAAAGAAGACCACAAAUUCCAUC
Molecule: messenger RNA, 416 nt
Organism: Entrophospora candida
Lineage: Eukaryota; Fungi; Glomeromycota; Glomeromycetes; Entrophosporales; Entrophosporaceae
Source: the annotation of a GenBank genome assembly